GGAGCAGCGUCAAAGCACAAGGACCACUCAGCGCAUCGCCACUAUGUCGAGAUCCUUCUACGUCGAUUCUCUGAUAAUCAAAGACAGUGCCGCGCGCCCCGCGCCCCUGAGCGAGCACGCGGGGCAGGAGUUCCUCAUCCCCAUCAGCGUGCACUCCCCCAGCGUCAUGACCGUCUCGGCGCCGGUGUGUCCCUCCAGGAAGAGCGGCACCUUCUGCGUGUGCCCCCUCUGCGUCACGUCGCACAUCCACUCUCCGCGCAGCGGCAUCCCCGUGCUCAAGAGUCAGUUCCCAAGCGGGGAGUCCCAGUACUGUCAAAGACUGGGGCACCAGCCGAGCCCCGCGCUGGGCCACCCCGGACACGCACCUGUGUGCAGCCCGACCUACAGCGUCACCGAUCCCAGGAGGUUCCACUGCCUUUCAUUGGGAGCGUCCGAAAGCAGCCACAUCCAGAGCGGUAAGAGGAUGCGCACAGCUUUCACCAGCACGCAGCUUCUGGAGCUGGAGAGGGAGUUCUCCUCAAACAUGUACCUGUCGCGCCUGAGGAGAAUUGAAAUUGCGACCUACUUGAGCCUCUCGGAGAAGCAGGUGAAGAUCUGGUUUCAGAAUCGCAGAGUCAAGCACAAGAAGGAGGGCAAAGGCGCGCAGAGGAAUGCGCACAGCGAGUGCAAGUGCUCCGGCGGCCACGGGCACUACUCCCGCUCGGAGGACGAGGAGUCCCUGUCCCCCGCGUCGGCAUCGGAAGAGAAGGAGAUAUCGCCGGUUUAAAGACCUUCGCGGUGACAGCCCAGUAAGACAACACACGAUUCCCCGGCGCCUGCUCUCCCCAAACAUGGACAUUUGAGGAAGAGAACUGUUGUUUCCAAACUCUGACGAAGGUUCUCUCCCGGGACACUCCUAAUAGCUCCGGCUUUCCCAAGAUUUGAUUAAAGACCUGUCCCUGACUUUGUAACAGUUUUUGUAUUAUAUUUAUUUUACUUCGGGAUUUUUUUCCCAUGUUAUUUUCUUUAUGUAAAGGAAAAAAACAACAACAAUUGAUGGGUGUAUUCCGAUUAUUCAAAACAGGUCUACUGACGAAAUGUUAGAAAUGGUUUAAGGAAAACUGCUCUUCUGAUUUAAGAGAAAGGUGAAGUAGAGGUAACAUGUGAAAGAAGUACACCUCUUAUAUGGGCGGUGUGAGGUCAAGGUCGUGAGAUAUGCUAAAUUUCGAAGUCGCUUUCUAUGAGAGAGAAAUAACAUUGGAAAGAUAAACACUCCCGAUUUACAUUAAAAUGUUGUCACGAUAAUUGGACCCUGUUAAAUAAUGUAGGUCUUCGAACGAAUCUGUAAAUAGAUAAGGUAUAUACUGUGAUUGUUUUCCUUACUUUUGUAUGGAUAGUUUUAUAUGAAAUGUGUA
Lepisosteus oculatus (spotted gar) is the source of this 1394-nucleotide messenger RNA. RefSeq names its product GS homeobox 2 (gene gsx2). The record is from RefSeq and is a predicted model, not a curated record. Gene Ontology annotation, cellular component: nucleus. Gene Ontology annotation, molecular function: DNA-binding transcription factor activity, RNA polymerase II-specific; sequence-specific double-stranded DNA binding. Gene Ontology annotation, biological process: regulation of DNA-templated transcription. NCBI's taxonomy places the organism in Eukaryota, Metazoa, Chordata, Actinopteri, Semionotiformes, Lepisosteidae.